Molecule: messenger RNA, 924 nt
Organism: Cylindrotheca closterium
Lineage: Eukaryota; Bacillariophyta; Bacillariophyceae; Bacillariales; Bacillariaceae
Source: the annotation of a GenBank genome assembly
AUGAAUUCAUACAUCAGCGAAAGCAUUGAAAACCUCACAGUCGACAUAUCAUGUCGAUUCCACCAUCCUUUGCUUGAAGAUUUGCAUUGCGAACUGGUGUCGCAGAAUUUGAAUUUGAAGAACGAACAUUUGAAUCGGCUGUCUUUCUAUCGUUGCCCUCAACUGCACAUCCAGGGCAUCAAAUGCAUUUUGAAAAGGAUAUUCCAACUGAACAAGGAAAAACAGCUGGAGCUUGAAAUAUCCUCUGUUGAGUUGCGUGAUGAUGGACUCAAUGUUCUUGUUGAUGUCUUGUUUCAGCAAGAUGAAGGAGAACUGAAACGAGAACGCCAACUCACGAUAUCUUCCCUGGAGCUGGAGGAUAUUGGAUACGUGCUUCCAAAUACAUGGCAAAGAUUUCUUCCGAUGGCUCUUGAUAAUGCUUCGACGCUGGUGACUCUGGAUCUGACCCAUAACAAUUUAAAGUUUGACUCGGUGCAAACAAUCGCAAGGCUUUUGGAAACCAACACGUCUCUGAAGAACCUGAUCCUUUCCGAGAACCCCUUGAUCGGCGAUCGAGGUUCAUCAGCACUAUCCACAUCAUUGCGAAAAAAUGCAUCCCUCAAAGUUCUCUCCCUAGCUGUUUGCAAUGUAACGAACCAAGGAAUGGAUGCUCUCUAUAACUGCGUCCAUUCUUUCAACACAAGGCUAUCCCGAGUUUAUCUCUUUGGCAACCCGUACAAUGAUGGCUCGGAACAUAGAAAGCGACUAGACUACUGGCUUGAAUUAAAUGCUGCUGGACGUGGUACAAUGAGAUCAAGUGAAACUUGCGCGGCCGUGAUACCACACUUUUUGUCGAGAGCAUCCUCGUCAAACCAGGAGCGCCCCGACAUGGUCUACGGUCUAUUGCGACAGCUGCCUCAUUCAUGGAUUCCAGACUCGAGAUAG